AUGGCAGCACUCGUUCCAGUGUCAGAGGUCGAACUCGGGCAGGAUAUCGACCCGAAUGCGUCGCCGGUCGGAAGCAUCGACACCAACACCACCCCGGACACCGAGUUCUCACCGCCGGACAGCCCAAUCCAGGAGAGCGGGCCGCCGAAGGACCCGAGACUGCUGGCGAGAAAGAAGCUGGCCACGCUGACCCAGGAGGAAAAGGUGUCGCUAUUGACAGCCGCGGACUUCUGGAGGACGAAGGCGAUCCCGGACAAGGGCAUCCCCGCCAUCAAGACGAGUGACGGGCCGAAUGGUGCUCGCGGGGGGAUCUUCGUCGGGGGUACUAAAGCCGCCCUUUUCCCCUGCGGCAUCUCGCUGGCAGCAACAUGGAACAAGGACCUUCUCCACCAAGUUGGCCAGCACUUGGCUCAGGAAGUCAAGGCCCGGUCAGCCGACGUUCUCCUCGCGCCGACUGUUUGCAUGCACAGGCACCCGUUGGGAGGGAGGAAUUUCGAGUCUUUCUCGGAGGACCCGCUCCUGACCGGCAAGCUGGCUGCGCAAUACAUCAAGGGGCUGCAAGAAAAGGGCGUAGCCGCCACGAUCAAACACUUCGCCGGCAAUGAGCAGGAGACAAAUAGGGUGACAAUCAACUCGGUCAUCGCGGAGCGGCCACUUCGCGAGCUGUACCUGCGUCCGUUCGAGAUCGCGGUGCGCGAGGCCAAGCCAUGGGCGCUCAUGUCUUCGUAUAACCGCGUGAACGGUGUGCACAUGGACAUGAACAAGCACAUUCUCCGGGAUAUUCUCCGCGGCGAAUGGGGGUACGACGGGACCGUCCUAUCGGACUGGGGGGGUACAAACUCGACGGCGGAAUCGCUGAGGGCUGGGAUGGACAUCGAGUUUCCCUUCUCCAACAAGUGGCGGUUCGAAAAGGUGCUCGAGGCCCUGAAAGACGGGAAGAUCACCGAGGCUGAUAUCGACCGCGCAGCCGAGAACGUUCUCACGCUCGUGGAGCGGACGAAAGGGGGCGACCUGACGCCGGAGGCGGAGGAGCGGGAAGACGACCACGAGGAGACGAGGAACCUCAUCCGCGAAGCCGGUGUGCAGGGGCUCACACUGCUGAAAAAUGAGGGCUCCGUCUUGCCCAUCAACCCCGCGACGACCAAGGUGGCCGUCAUCGGGCCAAAUGCCAACAGGGCGAUCGCUGGGGGCGGCGGCAGCGCCAGCCUCAACCCCUACUACAACACCGUGCCCCUGGACAGCAUCCGCAAGGUCGCCCAGCAGCCCGUCACCUACAGCCUGGGAUGCCACAUCCACAAGUGGCUCCCGGUGGCAUCGCCGCACUGCUCCAACAAGACGGGGAAGCAGGGCGUGUCGAUCGAGUGGUUCAGGGGCGACAAGUUCGAGGGCCAGCCGGUCGUCGUCCAGCAAAGGACGAACACGGACCUCUUCCUCUGGGACUCGGCGCCGCUGGCGGACGUCGGGCCGGAGUGGUCGGCCAUCGUGACGACGUACCUGACGCCCCCGACGUCGGGGAAGCACACCAUCUCCUUCAUGUCGGUCGGGCCGGGCCGGCUCUACGUCAACGGCAAGCUGGCGCUGGAUCUCUGGGACUGGACCGAGGAAGGCGAGGCCAUGUUCGACGGGUCCGUCGACUACCUAGUCGACGUGGACAUGCACGCCGGCCGGCCCGUGGAGCUGCGCGUCGAGAUGACCAACGAGCUGCGGCCCGUGGCCAAGCAGAAGCAGUUCAACAUGACGCACAAGUACGGCGGCUGCCGCAUAGGCUUCAAGGCCGAGGACCAGGUCGACUACUUGCAGGAAGCCGUCGACGCCGCCAGGGCCGCCGACGUCGCCGUGGUGAUCGUCGGGCUGGACGCCGAGUGGGAGUCCGAGGGCUACGACCGCCAGACCAUGGACUUGCCGUAUGACGGCAGUCAGGACCGUCUCAUCGACGCUGUGGUCAGCGCCAACCCCCGCACCAUCGUCGUCAACCAGUCAGGCUCGCCCGUCACCAUGCCCUGGGCCGACCGCGUGCCCGCCAUCCUGCAGGCCUGGUACCAGGGCCAGGAGGCCGGUAAUGCCCUCGCCGACGUCCUCUUUGGUCUGAGGAACCCGAGCGGGAAGUUACCGUGCACCUUCCCGCGCCGCCUGGAGGACACGCCCGCAUACCACAACUGGCCGGGCGAAAACGACGAGGUCGUCUACGGCGAAGGCCUGUACAUCGGCUACCGACACUACGACCGCGUGCGCGUCCAGCCGCUCUUCCCCUUCGGCCACGGCCUGUCCUACACGCAGUUCGAGUACGGCCGCCCGUCGCUCAGCCCCCGCGUCUUAUCAUCUCAGGACGACGACGACGACGGUGGUAGUAGUAGUAGUGUGGAGCUGGUGGUGGGCAUCAGCAACGUCGGGCCAGUCGCCGGGUUCGAGACGGUGCAGGUUUACGUGCGCCACGAGUCCAGGAGCCGACUGCCGCGGCCGGAGAAGGAGCUUGUCGCGUUUGAGAAGGUGGAGUUGGAGGCCGGGGAGACAAAGCAUUUGAGGGUGAGGCUGGAUAAGUAUGCGGUCGGGUACUACGAUACGAGUAUCGGGAGGUGGAUUGCCGAGAAGGGGACGUAUAGGGCUCUGGUCGCUGCUUCGGCGGCGGAUGUGAAGUACUCUGUUCCGUUUGAGGUCAAGGAGUCUUUCACAUGGGUGUUUUAG
Messenger RNA from Chaetomium strumarium, 2682 nucleotides. Its product is annotated as glycoside hydrolase superfamily. The transcript is spliced from 7 exons. The record is from RefSeq and is a predicted model, not a curated record. Gene Ontology annotation, molecular function: beta-glucosidase activity. The coding region runs from base 1 to 2682 and encodes 893 amino acids. NCBI's taxonomy places the organism in Eukaryota, Fungi, Ascomycota, Sordariomycetes, Sordariales, Chaetomiaceae. Gene Ontology annotation, biological process: glucan catabolic process.